GGUAACAUGUACGGCGGGACUUCGCACACGUGAUGAAGUCUAUUAAUGUAGUGAUUUGUGGUUGUAAUCAAAUUACAACAUCUGUAAUAAAGAUGCUCAGGAAACAUAGAAAUGUUAAUAUAAUUGGAUACUGGUGUGAGUCUUCGAGCAAUCAAAUUCAUGCAGAUGUUGCUGGUAUAAAAGUUAUUAGUGGGGCUUUUAAAGAUCUAAUAUCGAAUAAAGAUAUACAGUUUUUAUUUCUUUGUGAUACUCCGGUCAAUCAACGCAAUCUUGUCUCAAUAGUUGAUUGCUUGAGCAGAAAACAGUCUUCAGAUACAGUAUUGCAAGACAUCCCUUAUAUGAUUAUUUUUCCUCCCGUAUCACCUAAUUAUGAUAUAGACAUGUUGGAGAAAGUCAAAAUUCGUGUCGGCUUCGCCAUGCCCUUAAGACACCUACCUUUAUCUACCCUUUUGUUCACUCAUCUUAACUACAAUCAUAAAGAAAUGAAAGCGCUCAGGAAUUACGAAUUUACUCGACUCCCCACACAUUGGGUUUUAGGAACUGUAGAGAGCAUCCAUAUAAGAUUGUCCACGGUCAGUUUUGUUGAUGGUAGUAAGUACUCGUGGUUAUAUGAGUCGGAAGAUAUGGGUGGAGGGCUGCUGAAUAUGUUCUGUCCAGGUCUUAUUGACCUUGUUUAUUUCCUUUCUGGAGGGCUUCGGAUAACAUCAGUUACGAGUAUUUGUCGAAUAUUCGGUAAAGUAACAGGCGAUGUGAGUCAUCCUAUUCGUCGUAUCUCUGCAGAUGACUAUGUCACUAUAAUGGGCGAACUUGACAUACCAGCAUUAUCCGGAUUUCGCAAACCAGUAGUCGUCAUGAUUCUUUCAUCAGAUAUCCCUUUCCCAAAAAAUAGGAUGAGUGAUCUCCCUGAAGUUCAUUUUUAUGACAAUCAUUGUUUCAAACUGGAAAUAGAAGUUAGUGGAUCCACUGGUAGCUUCUUGAUUGAUGAAGGCAAAAGGCGAAUUUCAUGGACACCUCGAAAAGCAGUCUCAUCAAAGCCUGGUAAACUUAACAACAAACUAACUGAGUUGGACUACGAAAAUCAUUUCCAUGACAAACGACCUGGAAAUAUGGAGGAGUCUGAAUUUGAAGGAGUGUACACAGAGGACGUAUUGGCCAGCGCUAUUGGUAGUAACGUGCCUCGAACUCAGGUUCCUACAAUGCUAAACGUCGACCUCGAUGAAGAUGGAAUGACGGAAACAGUUCAUCUAUCACUAAACGUAAGUUACACCAAGUUGUGUUACUAAUACUAUCUGUUAUCAUGUUACAUCUAUUGACCAUAUGCUUUAUUUAGCAUCCUGUAUUAUCUAUACUAUUCCUUUAAACCAGACUCAUUCAUCAUAGCUGACCAUUAAACUGAGGUACUUUGAAGUAUUACAUACAUAGAACUCAAUAAUAAACCUCAGUGUGUCAGUAAUAAGUAACUAAAUUCAUUUAAAUGUUUUCUAAGUUUAUAACUAAUUGUUACCUAAAACCUCCAGUAAGUUUAAAGCCGUAAUCAUCAUACUAACGAAGAGAGUUGUUCAUCGCCACUUUAAUGGCGGAUCCAAUCAAUAUUCGUAAAUAAAAAGUAUUUGACGUAGUUACGAAAACUUGCUUAAAGAUGCUUACAUAAGGUGGAGUUGUGUAUGAUACAGUAAUAAUUUCAUAACGGUAGAUGCCCGAACUUAGAGGCCAACCAAUUUGCUUACUUUUGUCUUUCUAUCACUGUCAGACAUUUUCUUUCGCACAGGACUCAUUACAUGACUCGGAAUCAGUGGAGAGUGCUCAACAUUGUUAUCUAUCCGCAACUGGAGAAGCAUGGACAAACUGGAUAAGUGGUUUAACCAAAAGCUUUUCUUCGGAGUGGAAGUCAUUCGAAUCUUUGUCGGCAAGCCCCGGCCAUUGGAUUUACAUUCAGUCAGUUAUGCAUGCGAUAAACAAAUCCGCACAACUUAGAUGUUGGAUCGACGUCCAAACUGGCAAACGCAUAUGAUAGCUUUCGUAAUCUUAUUGCAGUGAAAAUCAGGAAAAAUAUAUCUGACGGCCAUACUUUGCAAAACUCAGGAGAACACUCAACAUCCACUUAUCAAGGGUUGGUCUAUGGGUCCAACAAAUUAAAAACGGGAUUUUUACUCAAGAGUCCUAGAAAUCGACUCUGCAUUACUAACUGAUUUAUUACAAAACGCUUGUUUUUUGUGCUUAUCGAAUAAACGGUUAAAUUCAGA
Schistosoma spindalis is the source of this 2243-nucleotide messenger RNA. Lineage: Eukaryota; Metazoa; Platyhelminthes; Trematoda; Strigeidida; Schistosomatidae. The record is from the annotation of a GenBank genome assembly.